Molecule: messenger RNA, 2076 nt
Organism: Calliphora vicina (urban bluebottle blowfly)
Lineage: Eukaryota; Metazoa; Arthropoda; Insecta; Diptera; Calliphoridae
Exons: 1
Coding region: 80-1867 (595 amino acids)
Biological process (GO): proteolysis
Molecular function (GO): cysteine-type endopeptidase activity
Source: RefSeq, a predicted model, not a curated record
UCUUUAAAUACGUCUGUCUCGUUAGCAAUUUUAUAAAAUUGUUUACAUUAUAUUGGAAAUCAAAAAACAAAUAAUAAAAAUGUCUUUUCCAAAUGUUAUGGAAAAACCAAAUUGGUUAAGUUUACAAAUGUUGGGAUUAAGACUAAAACUGCACAUAGUUAACUGUGAAACACAUCCAGAUCGAAAAGUUUUGGAAUUCUUUGAAGGGCCCAGUGCUUUCAAUGUAGAUUUUGAUAUAGAGGAGCCGCAUAUAAUCUAUGAAUGUUUAGCAAAAUCACGCUACAUGCGCUAUUCAGCAAUAAUAAUUUUGAUCAAUUGUUAUUGUUCUUGUCGCAGCAGAAUUCUAUAUAAAAUUCUCAAGGCCAUUCAGUGCAAUAAACACAUAAACUAUAAAUUGAAAUUGAUUAAGACUACUUAUAGACUGACUCCGGCUUACAAGAACCACACCAAUAUAUGGCAGACUUAUUUCGAAGAACCUGUAAGCAAUUUAACAAAUAAUUAUCAAUUAGAGAAUUGUGUUGGCUACGAACAGCUGAAUAAGCUUAUUGACAGCUAUGUAAUGAAGAGAAGGCAUAUAACAGCAGAUGACAGAGAGCUCGUUAGAGAUCAUUUGAAUUUUAAAUUUAGCCAAUUGGAGAAUAUAUUCUUAUUUCAAGGUUUUUUGAGAACCGACGAUUGCUAUGAACGCGCCCAAACAAUGGAUUAUAUAUUGUACAUACUGGAUUGUUUGCCAUUAAUAUCGGCUCAAGAAUUAUGUGAAUUUCUGCCAGAUACUGACUACCCACUGGCUGUGCAAUCGAAAGGAAAUGCUGAAUUGUAUUUUUACAAUGUGAAUCCAGCCUUGGCUAUUAUAAAUAAUAAUUACACAUUUACAAAUAACCCACCCGGCUGUGAGAUACGAGAGGGUAGUGAAAAUGAUGUGCUUAAAUUGAUACGCGAAUUAAAGAUAGCCCGUAUUCCCUAUAUACUAACUGAAGAUUUUAGUAAAGCUCAGCUUUUAAAUUGGAUUAAAUAUUUGGCAAAUAAGAAUCUAAAAGCGCUUCAGUGUCUAAUUUUUAUUAUGAUGACCCAUGCCACCUCAAAUAACAUCAUCUACACUCACGAUGGGGAAUUAAAUUUUAUUGAAGACAUCUUGCAGCCCAUACAAGCGAACGCUACCUUAAAGGAUGCACAUUUAGCAUUCGUAAACGUCCUGUGUCGUGGCGGUUUAAAUGCUGAAUAUACAGCUCCCGAUGAGUUUGAUCUAAUACAACCCACCCAAAUAGCCCAGUUGCAGCCAAAUACCUCCGUAUUUUACAGUGUUCCCGAUUUAGUGAUAUCGCCAAGACGUCCCCAAAUCGGCACACCAUUUGUGGAGAGUUUCUGUAAAUCUUUUCGCCAACUAAAACGUCGUUCCGAUAUCAAGACUCUAGGCGAAAACAUUUGCAAUGAUUUAAAAAAUGACAACUACUACGCUUAUCUUGAUUGUUUUGACAAAUCUUCGGAAUUGGUGGUGGGCGAUGCCACCAAAUCAUAUUGCAUUAAACCAAUGCCCACUAGCGCAACGGAAAUAAUACCACUAGUGGAAUCGAUAGAGAAAGAAUUUUAUGACCUUAACAAUAUGAAACAACGGGAGAAUGCAUACAUGAGACCUUUGCUUGAGAUGUAUUUGGAGAAUACAAAUAAUGGCGGUCAUGUGACGUCUACACCAUCAUUAUCAUCAGAAACAGCCACCACAUCAUUCUGCAUAUGUGCGAAUGUAAACGAAAAGAAAUUUGCGAAAAUUUUGGAAAAGCUAAAUUACUUUUCAACCGAAUUGGAUGAUGAUGAGGAUGCCCGCUUUAUUAAACAGAGUAAAUUGUUGAGCAAAGAGGUGGCCUUUUUAUGACCAUUAAAUUGCUGCUAACUUUACAACCCUGUCUGCUGUUGCUACAAGCAAAUCAAAAACAUAAUGCACAAACCACAGAUGGAUGUGAGUUUAAACCACAAUCAACAAAACUGAACUAAAAACAAAUGAAAAAUCUAGUUUAAUUAUUAUAAAUUUGUUUUGGAACUUUAUUUCAUUCAUGUGCUAGUGUAUUUAUAGUAAAACCUGUG